This is a messenger RNA of Danio rerio (zebrafish), 1490 nucleotides long. RefSeq names its product zgc:101566. Gene Ontology annotation, cellular component: membrane. NCBI's taxonomy places the organism in Eukaryota, Metazoa, Chordata, Actinopteri, Cypriniformes, Danionidae. The record is from RefSeq and is marked validated.
GUAUUAAGCGCAAUUUCCAUCCUACUUUCUGCGUCUCCAUCAAUACUGAAGUGCAGAGACGCCCUUUCCAAACCACGGCUGUAUAAAUAGCCUCAGUGAUGAAGGGCCCAAGUACAGAGACUGAGGUGAUUGAGGAAGCACCUGCUGACCCAAAUAAUGAAGAACUUCCACCUUAUCUGCGUGAAGAACCACCUGAGGACUUGGAAAAGGACCACCCCAAGAAUGAAGCAGGCGUGGUGUGGCGCGUGACCGGCGGUCUCUUCAACUUGACCAGAGGAGCGGUGGGUGCCACCCUUGGUGGAGUGGCCUGGGUGGGCAGCAAGAGCUUCGAGCUCACCAAAACAGCAGUGACGAGCGUUCCUGCCGCCGGAGUGGGACUGGUCAAAGGGGGCGUCUCAGUGGUAACAGGAGGAGUCGGUGCAGUGGGGUCUGCAGUGGCUGGUAAAGUUACACCAAAGAAAAAAGACAAGUCGGAUUAGACUGGCUGACUCACUCUCAGCUUUUGUUCCAUUCGGUGUGUCUGGGUGGUUUGUUCUCACUUUCAACAGGGUUGGAAACCAGGCGGCAGGUUCAUUUGGCCCAUUUUGUCUAAUUAAGUUCAUAUAAAGAACUGCAACAUGGUAUGUAAACUCAAUUCAACCAAUAACUGAAAGCUACUGCAGAGGUAUGUGAGGGAGAAUUGGGAUCUCACCUUUGCUCUAGUUUGCUUGUAUGUUUGUGUGUGUUUUGAGUGUUAUUAGACUAGAUUUGGGAGAAAGAGGGAUAGCAAACAUAUUUUUUAAGAAGAACAGACACUUUUACCACAAGGAAAAUGUUGAUAGAGAAGCUUAGUUUAAUUUAAUGAAUAUGUGAUCAAACAUUCCACAUGUAAUUAAGGUAACUGUGUGUAUCAUGUACAAAUGUAAGUACACUUCACAGAAUUGCUCCACGAACAUGCUGAUUUAGUUUCAAGCCCAUUUUUGAACUAAAUAACGGGAAAGCUCAAAAAUUAAGGAAAGUAUUGUUAUUUUUUUAUUAUUAUAAAAAUAAUUGCUCGAAUUUCUCACUAGAUUAAUAAACUAAAGUAAUGUUGGUUUUAGACAACAUACUGUCAAAUGCUCUUCAAUUUAGGGUGUGUUCACACUUUAUUUGGUUCAGAUGAAAAAGGAUAGAUUUAGUCUUGACUAACUUAGCAUUAACAGUCUGAACACAAAAACAAGCUGUUAAAAUGUUGUUUUUUUACUUCUUUUUUCUUUUAUCUCAAUGUAUAAAAGAUUUUUUGAGAGAGAAGCAAGACCUGACUCUUUAGAGGUCUCAGUCCACUUGUUUGCUGUUCACAUUUGACUCAGAUUAACCACACUGUGUGCUUUCACACCUGCCUCAUUUUCUGUAGGUGUUUGAAUCACUAAAGUUCAUUUUCUCAUUCAGGGCGAUUCAUUUGAGCAGGUGUGAAUACAUCAAGCACACUAGAGUGUUAAACAAGUGUGGACCAGACAAGUGUACUGCUUGAA